AGAUGCAGGUUGACCUCUUGUGUUUGCACCCCCGUCACCAUGAUUACGCUGACUAGCCAAAUCCAGGAAUUGGAGGAAGAAGGUUCUGGUAGGUGAUAUCUGCAGAGUAUGUCAUCUUAUUGAACAUUUUGUGACAAAAGAGAGACGAGCUGAAGCAUCUGUAGCAGUCUCUGUGGGUAGAGUUGUGGUGGUUACUGAAGUGGGACACCUCAUGUUAAAAACGUCUGUACUUGCUGAAAUGUCACAAAUCUAGGUCGAUGACACAUUUACAGUUUGGAAUUAUGUCAGUGCUCAGUGUCAUCUGGCUCACAGGCUGUUUAGUCAGCUUAGCUUCACAGUAACUGAAUCAGAUAAUGAUCACAUUACUCACUCUCAAUGAAGAGGAACAUGUCAUUUUCUUCUUAAAUCAGAUAUUUUAAAAUAUCCUGUUAUCUGAAGACACAUUGUGAAAUAAGGAUGUUACCACAUCUUUUACUGAGGUAAGGUCAACUCUCUUGGUCUCAAAAGACAGCUGACAGGAGGCUCAGACCAGAGUGCCGUUGAUCAUCUGUAAUCAGACAUCCAGAAGAACCAAGCAUACAGAAAUGUUCAACUCUAGUCAACAUGCAGAAGUGUUCAACUCUAGUCAACAUGCAGAAGUUGUGGUCAGUGAAGGCUGAUCCCGACCUACCUGUUGAAGAGGCAGAAAGGUUGUCUUCGGCAGGUAAAACACUUCCCGCCCGUCAGACAGGGGAGAUGAGUUCUCAGAGAGCACCCUGGACCGUCACCUGGCUCCUGCACUUCUCUGGCUGCUGUUCUCUCCUGGUGUCUUCUGAGAUGUUGCCCCUGGUUACUUGUCCGGGCACGUUAACGGUUGACACGGGUGCCAAGUUCCUCGCAGGCUCCAACCUCAAAGUCUCCUGCCACUACGCGGACGCCAGCUGCCUCCACGAUAAGUUCGUCCUGGAGCUGGAUGGUGUGGCCCAACAUGAGGGGUGGAGGGAGAAUUGCAGCAGCGCGCGGUUCCAUCUGACUGGGGUCCACGGUUCCUCCCUGAUCUGUAGGCUGCAGAAGAGAAAGCAUAUGUUUCAGACCAUCUGCGGCAUAGACCUGUACCCUCAAUACCCAGACGCCCCAGGCAUCGUCAACGUCCUGUUUGCCAACGACUCCACAUCAGCAGAGGUGCUCUGGGCGUCCGCCCGCCCCUCUUUGCAACAGGCCGCACACCUCAGAUUCAGGAAACGCAAUGGCUCCUGGGUGGAGAAACAGGCGACUGAUCUCGGUAAACACAGCUUCAUGAUUCGGGGUUUGGAGCAACAAACCGAGUAUGAAAUGCAGGUGAAAGUGUGUAGCUCCAUACCUGUGACCACCUCCACCUCCGCCUCCAGGCCUGUGUGCAGCAGCUGGAGCUCAUCGUUCAGCCAGACGAGCCCUGGAACAGGGCCCAGCCAGGAACCAGACGUGUGGAGAGUGAUGCUGCCCCUGGAGAAGGACGGAGCUCGGACCGUGAUCGUGAUGUGGAAGCACCCAGGACAGCCAGGCAGCCAGGUGUGGCAUGAGCUGGCGUACCUGGAGCACGGUGACACACAGAGGGUUCACUGUGCUGCCGAUACCACCCAGCACUCUCUCCUCCUCUCACCUGAGGUGAGGGCUCUGGAAGUCACCGCCCUCACCUCCUACGGCAGGUCCCCAACUGCCACCCUCUACCUGAACUACACAGUUCUGCCUGCUCAGGUGCUGACACACCUGGCUGGUGCAAACGGCUCUGUGGUCCUGUCCUGGACCGAGGCUGGGGCUGGGGACAAGGCUGGGGCCGGGGACGAGGCUGGGGCUGUUCUGCUGGGCUAUGUGGUGGAGUGGAGGUCUGGGUCUGGAGUCCUGGGCUGGCAGAGAGUUUCCAGGGAGCAGAGGAGCACCUCCAUCACAGGCCUGGACGCGGGGGUGAGGUACCAGGUUUCCCUCCACGCUGACACCAGCAGGGGGGGUUGUGAGCUGGCCUCCAGCCUAGUCUACUCCAGACAGCAGAAGCCCCUGGCAGGGCCGAGGGCCAGGGUGGUGUCUCACCAGGCAGGGGAGGUGGUGAUGACCUGGGAAGAGCUGGCUCUGGAGGAGCAGAGAGGCUUCAUCACACACUACUCCAUCUACGUCCGCGCCCAGGGAGCCCCGCAGCGCAAAGACACCGUACUGGCCGGGGAACCCAGGCGACACCGGCUCGUCUGUCCGAAGGGUUAUGUCUCCUUAUCCGUCUCCGCCUCCACCUCUGUUGGGGAGGGGCCCCUGGGGGCCUGGAUGCCCUGCCCGCCCCCCCCUCCUGCAGUGAUUUGGGUCGUGGGCGUGGCCACCGUUGUCAUGGUGCUCCUGGUCAAUCUUCUGUUCUGCAGAUACAUCAGGAUGAGGGUGAAACACACAUGCAUGACCUUCGGACCAGCCUGUCUGGUGGAAUCCCCCCCCCAGCCGGACAACAGUAAUGCCAUCAAGCUGCUCCUGGAGGUGCAGCAGGAGGUGCAGCAGACGUGUUGGUCCAGACACAGUGACCCUGUGCUGUCCCUCAUCGAGGAGGUGUCCCAGGAGGAGAGGGGGGAGGUCUACCCCGACAUCCACAUGGAGCACCCCAUCACCCGGCCCAGCCAGGCCCCCGGAGAGGGGACGGAGAUCCGGGGAGGACCCUCCGAGGGUCUGUCUCCUCAGACAGGCUACAAACCCCAGACCUCCGCCCCAGUUCCCCCCCCGCAGGAGCCCAAGGGAGAGGAGGAAGAGGCGAGGGAGGAGAGGCAGGAGGAGGAUGGGAUGAGUGCACCGUGUUGGAAGGGUUCUGUCAGAGACUUUGAGCUGCCUGGAGGACUGCUGGGGACGUGGCUCUGUGACCUGGGGCUCUCUGCCUCUCCCAUUCAGGCUCAGACCUCCGUGGGGUGUCUUCUCUCCCCCGUCUCUCCCCAGAUGACCAGCCUCUUCCCUGGGGAGGCGUGGCUGCGAGGCGGGGGGUACCAGCCGGGAGCACAGCAGGGGUCUGGAGGUCAGGGUGGAGGUCAGGGUGGGCUGGUGUCUCUAGAAGAGAACGGGAGCCACUGGUCCCAGUGGCAGGUAGAAGCCUGUAGCUACUUCCCCCAAACAGACGGUCUGAUCAACACUUCCUGACCAGCGUAACCGAUGGCGAUGGGUGUAGCUCCGUGGCAAUCUGUCUAGAAGAAACACUGUGUGUUUUCAACUUCACGUCAAGAGUUCAAAUCCAAACCACUGAAUGUAUUUGUGGGUUUUACUCAAAGGAAGAACAGGCAUGAAUGAAAAAGUGGGUCAGCGAGAGUGAUAUUGUCGUGCCCCAUCUGGGCUGUGCUGAGCGUGCAUGUAUGGUAAACAGGAAGCGUCUCAGUAGUGAACCAAGAUGGAGGCUCCUCUGUUCUGCUGGGAGCUGAGACAGGCCUGCUGUGACAAGUGUUUGUUGACACUGAGAGAAGCUUCUCACUUCCUCCUUAACACGUUAGGGGGUCUGACGUCUUGGUUCAGACGUCUGAUGAUUUGGACAGGAGCACGAAAGACUGCUGUGGACUGUGUUUUAAACACCGUUUAGAAGGCUUUAGGUGUCAUUCUAAACUGUUAGAAGGACUUGAUGAUUCAAAUUCAUAACCAGCAAGGUGGCAGGGCCGAGGGAAAGCACCCGCUGCUUCCUCCUUACGCGGGACGUGUGUGUGUGUGAGGGGGGGUUGUGUCUGUGUGUGAGUGGUAAACUGUAAAGGGUGUAUUAACAAAAUAACGUGUAACAACAGUGUAACAAUAUAACAGCCUGAGCCAACUCAAUCGCUACCAAGACAAAACUUUUGACACCGGCG
Molecule: messenger RNA, 3803 nt
Organism: Hypomesus transpacificus
Lineage: Eukaryota; Metazoa; Chordata; Actinopteri; Osmeriformes; Osmeridae
Gene: il23r
Product: interleukin 23 receptor
Exons: 15
Coding region: 604-3114 (836 amino acids)
Biological process (GO): cytokine-mediated signaling pathway
Cellular component (GO): signaling receptor complex; external side of plasma membrane
Molecular function (GO): cytokine receptor activity; cytokine binding
Source: RefSeq, a predicted model, not a curated record